AUGAAUAGCCAGUCACAGGCGGUAGAUACAUUUAUCAAGAAAGUGUUUGCCUUUUUGGACGAGAAAGACUCGCAACAAUUGGCACCAUUUCUACAGUGUUUCGAUCCUGCUAACAGCAAAAUCAUUGUGAACGCGAAUCCAUUUGCACAGCCAGCGGUAUUUCUGGAAACGUGGCAACGUGCUGUGGUGCAAACGCAACACGUUUUGACCGGGUUGGAUUAUCAUGUCAUUCCAGGCACAGGAACCACUAUAUGCAGUGUGAACGGAAAGGUACGAUUUGACGAGAGUGGGAGAGACAAAGAGGGCCAGGACUCGGCUGUUGCCGAACUUGCAGGCGUUGCAAAUGCUGGGGCUGGUCCCAGAGCGCCUGCGGCCAAACCACGACCAAUGUGGGGUCCAUAUUUUGGAACGUCUCUGCAGCUCGUUCUUGACGACCGGGUGUUCAAUGGUGAUCAUAACAGCGUAAUAUACAGCUUCAACUAUACAAUGGUGUACAAGCCAGACGACUCUUUGAUGUCAGUGUAG
Molecule: messenger RNA, 525 nt
Organism: Lachancea lanzarotensis
Lineage: Eukaryota; Fungi; Ascomycota; Saccharomycetes; Saccharomycetales; Saccharomycetaceae
Gene: MTR2
Product: LALA0S03e06546g1_1
Exons: 1
Coding region: 1-525 (174 amino acids)
Source: RefSeq, a predicted model, not a curated record